AUGCUGCUGAACAAUAAUGUGACUGAGUUCAUUCUGCUUGGGUUGACCCAGGAUCCUGUUAGGAAGAAAAUUGUGUUUGCCAUUUUCUUGAUUUUCUAUUUGGGGACAUUGUUGGGUAACUUGCUGAUUAUUGCUACCAUCAAGACCAGCCGGGCACUUGGGAGUCCAAUGUACUACUUCCUUUUCUACUUGUCCUUUUCUGAUACCUGCUUCUCUACUUCCAUAGCCCCUAGAAUGAUUGUGGAUGCUCUUUUGAAGAAGACUGCUAUCUCUUUCAGUGAAUGCAUGAUUCAAGUCUUUACUUUCCACUUUUUUAGCUGCCUGGAGAUCUUCAUCCUUAUCCUCAUGGCUGUUGACCGCUAUGUGGCCAUCUGUAAGCCCCUGCACUACAUGACCAUCAUGAGCCAUCGAGUCUGUGGUGGGCUGAUGGCCCUGGCCUGGGUGGGGGCCUGUGUGCAUUCUUCAGCUCAGAUUUCUCUGGCCUUAAGUUUACCUUUCUGUGGUCCCAAUGUGAUUGAUCAUUAUUUUUGUGACCUGCAGCCUUUGUUAAAACUUGCCUGUACAGACACCUAUGUGACCAACCUACUCCUGGUGUCCAACAGUGGGGCCAUAUGCACAGUGAGCUUUGUUGUGCUGAUGUUCUCUUAUGUUAUCAUCCUGCAUUCUCUGAGAAACCACAGUGCUGAAGGGAGGAGAAAAGCCCUCUCCACCUGCAUCUCCCACAUCAUCGUGGUCAUCCUGUUCUUUGGUCCUUGUAUAUUUAUAUACACACGGCCUGCAACCACCUUCCCCAUGGAUAAGAUGAUAGCUGUGUUUUAUACAAUUGGAACACCAUUGUUCAACCCUCUUAUUUAUACACUGAGGAAUGCAGAAGUGAAAAAUGCCAUGAGGAUGUUAUGGAGGAAGAAGUUGAUUUCAGAUGACAAAAAAUGA
Molecule: messenger RNA, 933 nt
Organism: Camelus dromedarius (Arabian camel)
Lineage: Eukaryota; Metazoa; Chordata; Mammalia; Artiodactyla; Camelidae
Product: olfactory receptor 4C16
Exons: 1
Coding region: 1-933 (310 amino acids)
Biological process (GO): G protein-coupled receptor signaling pathway
Cellular component (GO): plasma membrane
Molecular function (GO): olfactory receptor activity; G protein-coupled receptor activity
Source: RefSeq, a predicted model, not a curated record